UUGGUCUACACACAGGCGAUGUACAAACUUAGUUUAUUAUCAUUGAUAUUGAUCUUGCAUUGCCAUUGGUCUCCACAAACUUAGUUUAUUAUCAUAGUAGUCUUGCAUUGGUCACAGGCGAUGUACAAACUUAGUUUUUUUAUCAAUAGGCUCACAAGAAUGGAAAUAACGUAUAUUUCUUUUGACUGCGGAAUGGAAAUGAAAAUGGCGGCCUUCUUACAACAACAGAGGUUCGCAGCGCUUGCAUUAAUCGAUACAUUCCGGAUGUUAUAGGUUGAGGUGGCUCCACAAUGGUUGUUACAGUAGCUGGUAUGGCAGAAUGAAAAGGAAGGUUCUUCUGCUGUAGAGAUAAUGGCGGGUACCGAACGAGUUCAGUCAAAGGAAUUCGAGACCGUUAAUAUUCACUUUAACGACCUUCCUGGCUUCACGAAGGUUGUGUUGAUCGUGCCGCCAGGUCCAGGAACCAACUGCUGCAUCAGCUCACAAUGUGCCUUUGGCAGGACAGAGAGCAAUGAAGAUCCGGAACCUAAGGUUGACAUUCAGGAGAGAGGCUUUUCUGUGAUGGUUGAUGCCACUGAUCGGCGGAACAACUUAGCGACAUAUAAGGCAGAGUUCGAACUACAGGAACCAAUCACCAUCGAGCAUGACCAGGCGAAAGAUGUGGUGAGAACAAUCAGCCGAAACAGAGUAAUGGUAACAGUAUUUGUCAAGAGUAACGAGCCCAUGAAUUCAAAGAAUUGCAUGGAAAAGUUUUGAACGAUUCAUGGGACGUACACGUAUGCUGUAUGUCCCCUGGAAAUGU
Messenger RNA from Lineus longissimus, 802 nucleotides. RefSeq lists its product as uncharacterized. NCBI's taxonomy places the organism in Eukaryota, Metazoa, Nemertea, Pilidiophora, Heteronemertea, Lineidae. The transcript has 4 exons. The coding region runs from base 352 to 756 and encodes 134 amino acids. The record is from RefSeq and is a predicted model, not a curated record.